CGUCAACAACCAAACCUCAAAACAAAAGUUUUAUCAGUGCCGUAUUUAAAAUGAAUAAGUUUAAUUUAAUUUAUAUUUAAGAUUUAAACAAAAUAAUUAUAGCAAUGUCUACGCGAAAACGAAGUGGUUCUGGCUCAAAAAGGCAAUUUAAAGAAAAAGUUGUACAAAUAUACGAAUGCCUAUUAAAAGGUGAAGAUGUGUCUCAUCAAAAUAUUCUAUUCUGGGAAGAAUUUUUUCUACUCAAACCAAAAGUUGCAACCUUAGAGAAUGAACUUCAGAAACUCUCUACUGAACAACUUCAACUAGCAAAACAGAAUAUAAAUCUUUUAUUUAAUCAGUGUAUAGAGAUUUUGGACCAACAAAAUAUAAGAGUAGCUUAUGGGUUGUUAACUUUGUGUACCCUUUUACAUUCUAUUUUUAAAAAGGGACAGGAAGCUCAAAUCGAUGCUAUAGAGUUCCUUAUGGGAUUUGAAAAUUUAGUUUCAAAAACGCAGAAGUUGCUAAAGUUAUGUCAAACUUUUCUAGAAGGAGAAUCAACUGAGGCUGUCAAAGCACUAUGCCUUAAGGUUAUUCUUAUUGUAACAACAGGCCUUGACUCCAUAAAUCAAAAUACUUUAAUAGAAUAUAUUAUGAUAUCACCUCUCUUCGAGUGUCUUGUAAAAUUACUAUGUGAUGUUCCUACAAGGCAAAGGCAUGGCUACGAUGUAGUUUUGAUCAUUACUCUACUGGUUAACUACAGGAAAUAUGAUGCAACAAACCCUUAUGUAGUGAAACUAUCAAUUUUGGAUGAUGAACUAGCAUUAAACGGUUAUGGACAAGUGAUAACAUCUUCCUUAUCAGACUUCUGUAACCAGUAUAAUGCAGAACAUACUGAAAAUCAGAGUGCCUCGUGGUUCUCAUCACUUACAAAUAUUGUUGGCAAUAUGUUCAUAUCAGAGGAAGGAGGUUUUAGAAUGCAACAGAUGCGUGCCAAUAAUGCACUUUUAUUGGCGUUUUACGAGGCAGUUCAUUUAAAUAGAAAUUUUAUUACAACGUUAGCGCAAACUCAGACUGAUUCAAGCUCCCCUCCAUCUCCCAAUAAUACUUUAAGUAACGUACAAGGUGUUCCAGAUUUAUCAACUGCACCAGCUACUUUUGACAUUACAACUCAGCCUUCUAAUUUGUUAGUUACAUUUUUUCAGUAUUGCUCAAUAGUGAUGCAAGAUACAAAGACUGAAGCAGGAACAAAUACUGUGAAAUUAUGUUUCCUUAUCCUUAGUUGUAUAACGGAAGAUCAAUAUGCCAAUUCGUUAAUGCAUGACGUAACUUUAGCUUUCAAAGUAAGACUGCACCGUUUUCCAAUGCGACACCGUAAACUUUCUGCUGAUAAAACGACUUCCAGUCAGCCUUUGAUCUGCACUCUUUUAGAUCUACUAGUGGAAUUCAUCCUUAGUCAUAUGAUGAAAAAAUUUCCUAUGGAACUCUAUCUUCUUUGUACCGGAGUCGUCCAAAGAAUACUUUGUUAUCAGAAAAAAUGCCGCGUAAGACUAAACUAUUCUUGGAAGGAUCUUUGGUCAGCCUUAAUUGCCUUGCUUAGAUUUAUUUUACAAAAUGAGAAUUAUUUAGGUAAAAAGAUCAAUAUCUUCGAUCUUUCGAUUAAAAUCGUCAACAUAUUGAACUUUUUUAUUACGUACGGAGACAAUUUUCUACCGACGCCCGGUAGUUACGAUGAGCUGUACUAUGAAGUUAUCAGGAUGCAUCAAGUCUUUGAUAAUAUUUAUUCUAUGGCUUUAAGAUACUCCAGUGGGGAUGGCGACUUCAAAGAAGACGCCCUCAAACUCAAUAAUACGCUUUUUAACGUAAGAGCAAUCAUAAAACAUUUCAAUCCAAAAAUUGAGCAAUGGUUAGCUUCCGCAAAUUUAUCCACACCUAGUGAGGAACAAAUUUUAGAGAUAGUAAAGAAAAAUUACGAUAGUCUGACGCUUAAGCUACAAGAUGCGUUAGAUCAUUACGAACGAUACACCGAGAAACCGCAAUACGCCAUAUUUUUUACUAACAUGGUCAAAUCAAUCCUCUGCGAUACAAGAAAUAAUACUAGUUGUUCUUUGAUAAAUUUUACUUCUAUUGCUAAUGAGUAUCCUGUUAUAUAAUUCGAUUUUAAGAUUAUACUAUAUAUUUU
Diabrotica balteata is the source of this 2158-nucleotide messenger RNA. Lineage: Eukaryota; Metazoa; Arthropoda; Insecta; Coleoptera; Chrysomelidae. The record is from the annotation of a GenBank genome assembly.